This is a messenger RNA of Pseudopodoces humilis (Tibetan ground-tit), 2483 nucleotides long. RefSeq names its product parathyroid hormone 1 receptor (gene PTH1R). Gene Ontology annotation, biological process: intracellular calcium ion homeostasis; cell surface receptor signaling pathway; adenylate cyclase-activating G protein-coupled receptor signaling pathway. The record is from RefSeq and is a predicted model, not a curated record. Gene Ontology annotation, molecular function: peptide hormone binding; parathyroid hormone receptor activity; G protein-coupled peptide receptor activity. NCBI's taxonomy places the organism in Eukaryota, Metazoa, Chordata, Aves, Passeriformes, Paridae. Gene Ontology annotation, cellular component: plasma membrane.
UUGAACUUCCCGGAGCCGCAGAAAAUCGGGAUCCCGAGGCGCAGCCGGGCCCAUAUGGAUGUGAUUUUCCCGGCCCUCUCCCAGAUGAUCCAGCGGCACCGGGAGCCGCGGAGCUGAGCGGCUCCGCUGCCUCUUCCCAUGGGCUCCGCGGCGGAAUUUUGGGAGCUGCCCGCCACUCCAGCCAUGAGAAAACGAGGAAAAGCCCCGGGAUCUCUCGUCAUGUGCCUCUCCGGCUGAAAACCGGGGCAGCGCAACCAACAAAUCCCGCGGAUCCCGCAGGGACGGGAGGGAGGAGGACGAGGAGAAACCCGCGCCGCUGGAAUUCCGAGCUCCCGCUUCCCUGCGCGAGGCUGGAUGCUGGAAUCAGCCCCUUGGAUAUGGGAUCAUAUCUGGUGUAUCCCAGCCUGGGUUUGAUCCUCUGCUGCUCCGUGCUCAGCUCCGUCUACGCGCUGGUGGAUGCCGACGAUGUCAUCACCAAGGAGGAGCAGAUCUUCCUCCUGCUGAAGGCCAAGGCCAAGUGCGAGCGUCACCUGAAAGCCAAGGUGCCCAAGGUGCACGAUGGCUUCUGCCUGCCCGAGUGGGACGGCAUCGUGUGCUGGCCCGAGGGCGUGCCCGGCAAGGUGGUGGCCAUGCCGUGCCCCGAGUACAUCUACGACUUCAACCACAAAGGCCACGCUUAUCGCCGGUGUGACCUGAACGGGAGCUGGGAGCUGGUCCCGGGCAACAACCGCACCUGGGCCAACUACAGCGAGUGCGCCAAGUUCCUCACCAACGAGACGAGGGAAAGGGAGGUCUUUGAUCGCCUCUAUUUGAUUUAUACUGUUGGAUACUCCAUCUCCCUGGGAUCCCUCACAGUUGCUGUCCUUAUCCUGGGAUACUUCAGACGUUUGCACUGCACUAGGAACUACAUCCACAUGCACCUGUUUGUGUCCUUCAUGCUGAGAGCCGUCAGCAUCUUCGUGAAGGACGCGGUCCUGUACUCCGGGUCAGCCCUGGAGGAGAUGGAGCGGAUCUCCGAGGAAGACUUGAAAUCCAUCACGGAAGCACCUCCGGCGGAUAAAUCACAGUUUGUGGGCUGUAAAGUAGCUGUCACCUUCUUCCUCUACUUCCUGGCAACCAAUUACUACUGGAUCCUGGUGGAAGGGCUCUAUCUCCACAGCCUCAUCUUCAUGGCAUUUUUCUCAGAGAAGAAAUAUCUUUGGGGAUUCACGUUAUUUGGCUGGGGACUCCCUGCUGUGUUUGUCACAGUGUGGGCCAGCGUCAGAGCCACUCUGGCCGACACAGAGUGUUGGGACUUGAGUGCUGGCAAUUUAAAGUGGAUUAUUCAGGUGCCCAUCCUGGCAGCUAUCGUGGUAAAUUUUAUUCUCUUUAUCAAUAUUAUCAGAGUCCUCGCAACCAAGCUCCGAGAGACGAAUGCAGGGAGGUGCGACUCAAGACAACAGUACAGGAAGCUGCUGAAAUCUACCCUCGUCCUUAUGCCUCUGUUUGGCGUUCACUAUAUUGUUUUCAUGGCUAUGCCAUACACAGACGUGUCAGGGAUUCUUUGGCAAGUUCAAAUGCACUAUGAAAUGUUGUUCAACUCUUUCCAGGGAUUUUUUGUUGCCAUCAUAUACUGUUUUUGCAACGGGGAGGUCCAAGCAGAAAUAAAGAAGUCAUGGAGCAGGUGGACUUUAGCACUUGACUUUAAAAGGAAAGCCCGGAGUGGGAGCACAACCUACAGUUAUGGACCAAUGGUUUCCCACACCAGCAUCACAAACGUAGCCACCAGAGGGGCCCUCGCCCUCCACCUCAACACCAGACUUAUCCCAGGGACCCUCAACGGCCACCGGAAUUUGCCAGGUUAUGUGAAAAAUGGCUCCAUUUCCGAGAAUUCCAUGCCUUCCUCCGGCCCUGAGCAGUACAACAAAGAUGAGGAAUACCUGAACGGCUCCGGGCUUUACGAUGGAGACAGACCCACUGUCCUUGUGGAAGAGGAGAGAGAGACUGUGAUGUAAAGACGGGAGGAGGGGGAAAAAAUAAUUCAGCCAAAGGAUGAAAAAGGUUCCUGGAGUGGAGCAUUUAGUGGGAAAAGACCAUCAGGCCACGCAGCGGAUUCCAAGGGUUUCCAUGCAGUUUCUCCGUUCUGUGGAAUGAGAGAUUAAGUUAUUUGGGGGGAGAAAAAAAAAGCGAGCCACCGACGUGGCCAGCGGGUGAUCCCAUCCAUGAAUUCCGUGACCCAGAGCUCUCCAGACCUGCUGGACACCAGAGAUCCUCGUGGAGGGAUCUGCGUGGUCCUCAGAUUCCUCGGAGAGCGUGGGCGGCCAAGAAGGACGGGAGUGUCCCCCGGGAAAGCGGGAGGCGCGCAGGGAGGGAGCGGUGCCAUCGUCCUGGGAGGGGACAAGGCAGGCUGGGCGCUGGCUUUGGUUUGUUCUCUGCCUGUGAACCUGCCUGGUGACACACACGGGGACGGGAACGGUCACGUGGGGUACGACCCGUCCCGUUCU